Messenger RNA from Acanthoscelides obtectus, 315 nucleotides. Lineage: Eukaryota; Metazoa; Arthropoda; Insecta; Coleoptera; Chrysomelidae. The record is from the annotation of a GenBank genome assembly.
UGUCAGGAACUUACUGUUAGUCAAGCAACGGCAUCUCGGACUAUGGAUAGAGUUGUGAACAGCAUAGUUGCACAGUCAAACGAAUGGAUCAAGAUUCCAACUACCAACCAUGAACUGAUGGAGGCCAAGCGGAUAUGGCAAAGCAUGUGUGCAGAAAUUGGUGUCAUUGAUUGUACACAUACAGGAAUGCUGAAACCAAAUCGCCAUGGACACGAGUAUAUCAACCGAAAAGGGAAACCUACUUUAAAUGUGCAAGCCACUUGUGAUGCCAGAGAGAUGUUCACAAACAAAUGUUGUACUACUUGGCGAUGACGG